Messenger RNA from Pipra filicauda (Wire-tailed manakin), 3498 nucleotides. It is a transcript of the gene NCOA5, whose product is annotated as nuclear receptor coactivator 5. Gene Ontology annotation, cellular component: nucleoplasm. Lineage: Eukaryota; Metazoa; Chordata; Aves; Passeriformes; Pipridae. Gene Ontology annotation, molecular function: RNA binding. The record is from RefSeq and is a predicted model, not a curated record. Bases 415 to 2235 code for a protein of 606 amino acids. Gene Ontology annotation, biological process: regulation of signal transduction. The transcript is spliced from 8 exons.
GCCGCUCUGGACGGUGAGAAGGGUCGCCUUUAUAAAGGGUAUAGAUUAGAGUCCAUGAGUCGCUUUCUGCUCGCUCAUAGACUGCAGAAGAAAGAGGUUCUCUUAUGGAAUGAAGAGUCUGGAUGUAGGCCUGAACAUGCAGGGUUAAAACUUCACCCAAAGCUGUCCACCCUAUUUUGAAGUCAGAGAAAUCCAUGAAAUUUUCAUUAUGUUGUACUAUCUAAACUUAAUAAAAAAUUGUCAAAGUGACAAUGUCUCUCUGCUGAAUGGAUUUUCUUGCACCAUCUGGAUGUUGUUGAGCUUAAGUUGCUUUCAUUUGAAUUGUGCUGAUGAUCUUUUUUUUUGUUUCAUAGCAUUGAACAGAUGGGUUGAUUAUUCUUUACAGAUAUUAAUAAAGCAGUGGAAAGAAGAAAUAUGAAUAAGGCUUCAUCAAGGUCCAGUCCGACACGAAGAGAGCCAUAUGCCUACGGGGAUGGCCGAGAUGGCAGACGCGACCGCUCCCCUCUUCGGGGGAGCCCACGGAGGGACCCCAGAGAUGGCAGGGAUGGCAGGAACGGGCGAGAUGCCAGAGACGCUCGAGACAUUCGAGCCAGAGACAUGCGUGACGCCAGAGACCACAGGGACCCACGGGACCUGCGAGACCCACGGGAUAUCAGGGAUCCAAGGGACCUGCGGGACCCGCGUGAUGUUAGAGAUCUUCGUGACCCACGGGAGCCGCUGUAUGACCGAUACAGGGAUCCGCGGGAUAUGAGAAAUGCACGAGAUGUGAGGGAUCCACGGGAUAUGAGAGACCCUCGAGACCCCAUGUACAGACGAGACGAAUCUUACGACCGUUACCUGCGCCUUGAGGACUAUUACCGGCGCAAGGACGACUCUUACUACGACCGCUACAAGGACCAUUUCGAUAGAGCUCCAGUGAGUUCAGAGGACCGCCUGAAGCGCGAGGAGCGGCGCCGGGAGGAGCUGUACCGUCAGUACUAUGAGGAAAUCAAGAGGCGUUUCGAUGCAGAGAGACCUGUGGAUUGUUCUGUGAUAGUGGUGAAUAAACAGACAAAGGAGUACGCCGAGUCAGUGGGGCGGAAGGUGCGGGAUCUGGGCAUGGUAGUGGACCUGAUCUUCCUCAACACAGAGAUGUCACUGACACAAGCCCUGGAUGAUGUGAGCAGAGGAGGGUCUCCUUUUGCCAUUGUCAUCACCCAGCAGCAUCAAGUUCACCGCUCUUGCACUGUUAACAUCAUGUUUGGCACCCCACAAGAGCACCGCAACAUGCCCCAAGCUGAUGCCAUGGUGCUGGUGGCAAGGAAUUACGAGCGCUACAAAACAGAGUCCCGGGAGAAGGAGCGGGAGGAGAUCGCCCGGCAGGCUGCCAAGAUGGCAGAUGAAGCUGUUCUGCAGGAGCGGGAGCGCCCACCCCCCAUGGAGGAGGGUGUCAGAGGAGGUCACCCUCCUGGGAUCCAGGCUCUCUUGAACCUGCUGGCAGACAAUCGCUACCUGACUGCUGAGGAGAUAGAUAAAGUCAUUAAUUACCUGAGGGACCGGAAGGAACGGUUACUGCGGGGCAGCUCUGAAUCUCUGCAGGCACCCAUGUCAAGACAGUCUUUGGGGGCACCUUCAGGAUCAUCCCUGGGUAGUCAGUCCAGCCUUCCAAGCUCUCAGACUCAUCAGGGUUCACAGCCUCUGGUCUCUACUCCUUCUGUUCCAGUAUCCUCUUCUAAUCCUCAGCAGGAGCUUCAAGCAAAAAUCCUCAGUCUCUUCAACAGCGGGGCGGCAGCAGCAGCAGCCGCCGUGGCAAACAGCAGUCCUGCGGCCCCCGCGGGCUCUUCGGGCAGCACUCCCAACCAGAACUUUGCUAACCUGGCCGGUGGGCAGCCCCGGCCAGCACAGAUGAGUGCUGGAAAUCUAAACCAGGCUCAGCAGAGAUUGCAGACUCCAAGCACGCAGCUUCCUGCUCUGCCAGGCCCUUCGAGAAACGCGGGUCCGAGACCUGGGGCUCCUCCACAACCUCAGCCGCUCUAUGGUCAGCACCAAACCCGCCUCCCUGCGCCUGGCAGUGUGCCCGCUCAAAGGCCAGUGUCUUCUGGUAUCAACUUUGACAACCCCAGUGUACAGAAAGCCUUGGACACCCUUAUCCAGAGUGGUCCUGCCCUCUCCCACCUUGUGAGCCAAACCGUGGCCCAGGGGCGAGCAGGGUCCUCAGCCCAGCAGCCGAUGGGUUCCUACCAGCGACACUAUUAGAGCUGAGCUGUGAGGCCCGUUCCCCUUCCCUUUGCCAUUCCAUACUUAUAGCUGUUUAAGGAGUCUCCCAUCCUUGACCCGGGACAGAUGCCCUGGACGUGCAUGUCCUCUCUGGUGAGAGCGUACCCCCCACAGCAUUGCUGCCGAUGGUUGCUGGUGCUGCCUUCCUUCUUGAUCUGGUUAGCAGUGUUUGGAGCAGAAUGCUUCGUUUUCUCUGCAGCACAGUGUUGGAUCAUUGGUUGUAUUGUCCCAUCGCAGAAACUGCCACAGUAUCAGUCCUGCUGCAUUUUCCUCAUUCCCAGCACCUGGUGCACCUUCCCAGUGAGCUGCAGUCUGGGCUCACUGAAUGGUCUCAGUAUAGUUUUGGGUCAGUGGUUUUGAGGAAUUAAGGGACUGAACACAGCGUCGUGCUGAUGGGCCUUGGACACCCACCACUGUGGGCACUAUUUUUCUUUGGAAUUUUUUAUUUUUUUCUUCUUUUUUUAAUGGUGUAUAAACCAGUUGGGAAGUACAGUGAUAGCACUAGCAGCCAAAAUCGUGAAGCACAUGCCUGACCACUGCUCAGUAACCAGAACUGUGCCCUGCAGUCCCUCCACGCUGGCCUACCCUGUCCCGGUAGGGAGGCACAUGCUCCUCACCUCGCCCUGUGUUGAGCACAGAUCUGCAGCACAAGAGCUUCCAACCAAGGCAGAGGUUUCAAAUGGUCUGUCAGUUUUCCUACACCAAGUAAUCAGUGUCAAGAUCAGUCUGUUAAAUUUGGUGUAUAAAUUUCCUUUUCUUACAGCCUUUGGGACGGUUGUUAGUGUAGAUCAGCUGCAGCCAUGCUGAUGUGCUGCUGGCCCUCCCCUGGGAAUACCUAACACUAAGUAUGGGGGGAAUCCUGCUCUCUGAAACCUCACCUUGUUGUUAUGGGGCGUUCUGUCCAUCUGAGGAGGAGAGGCAGUGCCAAGAUGCAAUACCAUAAUUUUAUACGUUUUUCAGUGCUUUGGCAGUGGACAGUGGAGUGGAAGAUCAGGCAGUGAUUCUUCACCGUGUUUUUAACCGGUAACAUACUUUGAUACCAGAACACAAAACAUCUCUUAACUGUGUGGUCCUCCCCGUCAUGGCCUUCUUGGAGUCUGUGGGCUUCCUACAGGGAACCGAGAGACACUGAGGAAGCAGAGGAUUUACUUUGUCCCAGGUGGUUUUAUGUUGUAGCAUUUCUUUUCUCUCUGUGCUGUUAACAAGAGGACAUUACUUUCUAAUAAAAGGCCGUAAAAAUUA